Dromaius novaehollandiae (emu) is the source of this 1447-nucleotide messenger RNA. RefSeq names its product transcription termination factor 2-like. The transcript has 10 exons. Gene Ontology annotation, cellular component: nucleus. NCBI's taxonomy places the organism in Eukaryota, Metazoa, Chordata, Aves, Casuariiformes, Dromaiidae. Gene Ontology annotation, biological process: DNA repair. The annotation marks the transcript as partial. Gene Ontology annotation, molecular function: ATP binding; ATP-dependent chromatin remodeler activity. The record is from RefSeq and is a predicted model, not a curated record.
UCUCCUUCUCUCCUGUUGUAGGUUUCUGCGUUGCUCUCCUUUUGAUGAAUACAAGGUGUGGAAAUUCCAGGUAGAUAACAAUACAAAGAAGGGAGGAGAGAGGCUGAGCCUGUUAACCAGAAGCCUCUUAUUACGGAGAACUAAGGACCAGCUGGAUUCAGCUGGCAAGCCCUUGGUAUCUCUGCCACAGCGUAGCACUCGGUUGCAUCAGUUAAAACUUUCAGCAGAGGAGCAAGCGGUGUAUAAUGUGCUCUUUGCAAGAUCCAGGUCAACACUACAGUCCUAUCUAAAAAGACAAGAGCAGAAGAAUCAGUGCAGAGAGUAUUCUGGUGGUAACCCAUUCGAGAGAGUUGCACAAGAGUUUGGAGCCAGUCAAAAGGAACUUCUAGCAGGCUCCCAAAGUGCCUCCCAGGUCUCAAGUACUGUUCAUGUCUUGUCUAUGCUUUUGAGACUUCGUCAGUGCUGCUGCCACCUCUCUUUACUGAAAAUGGCUUUGGACCAAGUUAACUUGGCCAGUGAAGGCCUUUCCCUCUCCCUUGAGGAACAACUUAGUGCUUUGACCCUGUCUGAGCUCCAGACUCCUGAUUCCAAGGCGACUGUCUACCUCAGUGGCACAGCUUUUAAAAUGGAUCUCUUUGAAAUCACCAGGGAGAGCACCAAGAUAGCUCACCUCUUGGCUGAACUGAAAAUUAUCCAGACUUGCUCAGAGUCUCAGAAAAGUGUUAUUGUGUCUCAGUGGACGAGUAUGCUGAAAGUUGUGGCUGUGCACCUCCAGCGACUAGGCCUGAAGUACGCUACAGUGGAUGGCUCUGUCAAUCCUAAACAAAGAAUUGAUGUGGUGGAAGAGUUCAAUAACAAUCCCAAAGGGCCUCAGGUAAUGUUGGUCUCAUUGCUGGCUGGAGGCAUUGGUCUGAACUUGACUGGAGGAAACCACCUCUUUCUCCUUGACAUGCACUGGAAUCCUGCUCUCGAGGACCAGGCAUGUGACCGCAUUUACCGAGUGGGGCAGCGGAGGGAUGUUGUGAUACACAGGUUUGUUUGUGAAGGAACGGUGGAAGAAAAGAUAGCAGAACUCCAGACCAGGAAGAAAGAUCUUGCCCAGCAGGUGCUAUCAGGCAAAGGAGAGUCCUUCUCUAAGCUCACUCUGGCUGACCUCAAAAUUCUCUUCGGCAUCUAAUUCAUCCUUUACAACAGAAAGGGAAAGCAGUUUUGUAGCUAGGAGUAUCUGAGGAGACUUCAGCAAAGAACUGCUGUUUAAAGUGGUCCUUUAUUUUGAAAAAAGCUAACUUUUUUUUUUAAAACUGUUUCAGGAAAGGAAGUUAUUGGCUUCCGGAAUUUGUUUUAAUACUAAAAUCAAAUAGUGUGUCCAAAGAUUAAUAAAAUUAUAAAUUAAGCUAUUGCUUAAAAUACUUUUGAAUCAAUAUUAAAAACAACCACUUGCUUGUUU